This is a messenger RNA of Oryza brachyantha (malo sina), 2643 nucleotides long. Its product is annotated as cullin-3A-like. The transcript is spliced from 2 exons. Gene Ontology annotation, cellular component: cullin-RING ubiquitin ligase complex. Gene Ontology annotation, biological process: protein ubiquitination; ubiquitin-dependent protein catabolic process. Bases 160 to 2358 code for a protein of 732 amino acids. Lineage: Eukaryota; Viridiplantae; Streptophyta; Magnoliopsida; Poales; Poaceae. The record is from RefSeq and is a predicted model, not a curated record. Gene Ontology annotation, molecular function: ubiquitin protein ligase binding.
AAAACGAAACGAAUUUCAUAAAAUCGUCGAGAAACACCUUCUCUCUCUCCUCUCGCUUGCCCCAAUCUCCCGCGAGACGAAACCCUAGCCUCGCCUGAAUCCGCGGUAGGGCGGCCUCGCCGGAGCACCCGCGCCCGUGCGGCGGAGGCGGAGGAAGAGAUGAAUUCGCAGAAGAAGCGGUCGGCGAGGGUCGAGCCGUUCAGGCACCGGGUGGAGACGGACCCCAAGUUCUUCGAGAAGGGGUGGAGGAAGCUGAACGACGCCAUCCGCGAGAUCUACAACCACAACGCCAGCGGCCUCUCCUUCGAGGAGCUCUACAGGACUGCGUAUAAUCUGGUGCUUCACAAACAUGGUCCAAAGCUCUAUGACAAACUGAUAGAGAACAUGAAAGAGCAACUGCAAGAAAUGGGCACAUCUAUAGAGGCUGCUCAAGGUGGUUUGUUCUUGGAAGAGUUGCAGAGGAAGUGGUAUGAUCAUAAUAAGGCAUUGCAGAUGGUCAGAGAUAUCCUGAUGUACAUGGACAGGGUGUUUAUUCCCACCAAUAAGAAGACACCUGUAUUUGAUCUUGGGUUGGAUCUUUGGAGAGAUACCAUUGUUCGGUCUCCUAAGAUUCAUGCAAGGUUGUUUGACACACUUCUUGAUAUCAUACAUAGAGAGAGAACGGGUGAGGUGAUAAAUAGAUCCUUGAUGAGGAGUACGACUAAAAUGUUGAUGGAUCUAGGUUCUUCUGUUUAUCAGGAUGAUUUUGAAAAACCCUUUCUUGAAGCGUCAGCUAGUUUUUACAGUGGUGAGUCGCAAAGAUUCAUAGAGUGUUGUUCUUGUGGUGAAUACCUUAAGAAGGCUCAGCAGCGGCUUGAUGAAGAAGCAGAGCGUGUUUCACAGUACAUGGAUGGCAAAACUGAUGAGAAGAUAACUGCUGUUGUGGUGAAAGAGAUGCUCGCAAACCACAUGCAGAGGUUGAUUCUUAUGGAGAACUCGGGGCUUGUCAAAAUGCUUGUUGAGGACAGGUAUGAAGACCUGACCAUGAUGUAUAUUUUGUUUCAACGUGUUCCUGAUGGCCACUCAACAAUUAAAUCCGUGAUGAAUUCGCAUGUUAAAGAAACUGGGAAGAAUAUGGUAACAGAUCCUGAGAGGCUGAAGGAUCCUGUUGAUUUUGUCCAGAGGCUUCUAAAUGAAAAGGAUAAGUACGACAGUAUUGUUACUACUUCCUUUAGCAACGACAAGAGUUUCCAAAAUGCUCUGAAUUCUUCCUUUGAGUAUUUUAUCAACUUAAACAACCGAUGCCCUGAAUUCAUCUCGCUGUAUGUUGACAACAAACUGCGUAAAGGAACGAAAGAGGCCAAUGAGGAGGAUGUUGAGACUGUCCUGGAUAAAGUUAUGAUGCUGUUUAGGUACUUGCAGGAGAAAGAUUUGUUUGAAAAAUACUACAAGCAACACUUGGCAAAGCGUCUUCUUUCUGGGAAGGCUACAUCCGAUGAUUCUGAGAGGAGUAUGCUUGUGAAACUCAAGACCGAAUGUGGAUAUCAGUUUACUUCAAAAUUGGAAGGCAUGUUCAAUGAUUUGAAGACCUCUCAUGAUACCACACAAGGAUUUUAUGGUGGUGCUACUCCUUUGGGGGAUGCACCUACCAUAUCUGUCCAGAUACUCACCACUGGGUCUUGGCCAACACAACCUUGCAACACCUGCAACCUUCCUCCUGAAAUUCUCGGCGUGUCUGAGAUGUUUCGGGGUUACUACCUUGGUACCCACAAUGGCAGGAGACUGACAUGGCAAACGAACAUGGGUACUGCCGACAUCAAAGCAGUAUUUGGGAAUGGCAGCAAGCAUGAGCUAAACGUGUCAACCUACCAGAUGUGUGUUCUCAUGCUGUUUAACUCAGCAGACGUUUUAUCCUACCGUGAUAUUGAGCAGACUACGGCGAUACCAGCUGCAGACCUUAAGCGCUGCCUUCAGUCUCUCGCUCUUGUGAAGGGCAAGAAUGUUCUGCGAAAGGACCCUAUGAGCAGGGACAUCUCUGACGAUGACAGUUUCUAUGUCAACGACAAGUUCACCAGCAAGCUGUUCAAGGUGAAGAUUGGCACGGUGGUGACACAGAAGGAGUCUGAGCCGGAGAAGAUGGAGACACGGCAGAGAGUCGAGGAGGACAGGAAGCCUCAGAUUGAAGCGGCCAUCGUGAGAAUCAUGAAGGCGAGAAGGGUGCUGGAUCACAACAGCAUAGUGACAGAGGUGACCAAGCAGCUGCAGCCUCGUUUCAUGCCCAACCCUGUCGUGAUAAAGAAGAGAAUUGAGAGUCUGAUUGAGCGUGAGUUCCUGGAGAGGGACAAGAAAGACAGGAAACUGUACCGGUAUCUUGCCUAGUUACUUUGAAACUGUGUACCGGUAUCUUGCAUAAAUACCCUUUUUUUUUACCUUUUGGAUCUUUAACCUGACCAUAUGUUAACCGUGGUCUUUGUACCUAUAUACGUACUCUUUGUUGAAUUAAAGUUUUGCUCUCUGGAUCCUGUUAUCAUGUUGUCUCUCUGUGGUAACUAUGCCAUAUCAUAAGAUGUUUCGAUCUUACCUAGAAAACAUUCGUGGGUCAGUGUUUAUAUAUGUAUAGAUUUAUUUGUAUUUAUAUAAAUCUAUUGAGAGUCGGAACAUUGA